Molecule: messenger RNA, 1419 nt
Organism: Aegilops tauschii subsp. strangulata
Lineage: Eukaryota; Viridiplantae; Streptophyta; Magnoliopsida; Poales; Poaceae
Source: RefSeq, a predicted model, not a curated record
AUGGGCGAUGAGCAGGAAGCACACGACUUGAUUGAUGAGGAGUACUACGUGUUUUGCAACGAAGGAUAUGAUAACGACAUAUUGGAUGAUGACGAGGAAGCGAGCAUGUCUAGCGCUAAACCUAGCGAGAUUGAUCCAUUUGACACUGUCUACUCAAACAUUCCAGACAACACUCACAUCCUAAAAGUCGACGAAAAUUGCAAACACUGCAAGGCCAGAAAGUUUGAGUCUGAGACUGACGGCUUCUGCUGUCGCAAUGGCCAGAUCCAGCUUAAGCAACCGGAACCAAUCCCAGAGCUUAUGAGGCUAUGGUCCAGCAUGGAUGCAGAUUCUAGACAUUUUCGGGAGAACAUACGGUUCUUCAACGGGCAUUUCGCCUUCACAACCCUUGGUGUCAGCCUUGAUGAAAACUACACUAACAUGAAGUCUGGGGUCUACACAUUCCGAGCACACGGCACCAUCUACCACAAUGUCCAUUCGUUCGGGCCUAGCUCCCGUCCAGAACAUCUGCAGUUGUACUUCUAUGACGACGACCCUAACCUAAAUCAUCGUAAGGCGGCCACCAAGCAAUUAGACCAGGAUGUCAUGAAGAGGUUAGUAGACAUACUCAAAGAAAACCCAUACUCCCAGCAAUUUAGGAGUUUGGGUGCACACAAGGACAACCUCGAUGAUUAUAGGAUAGACCUAAACACCGAUAAGAGGCUUGACCAAAGAAGAUAUAAUAGACCGGUGUCAUCUGAGGUCGCUGCAAUUUGGGUUGAGGGCACUGACCUAGCAAAAAGGUUUGACCGCAGGAUAACACUUUGUGGUAACAACAACGAAAGGCAUAGUAUACGUGUGACCUCAGGGGCAUAUGACCCGUUGUCUUAUCCAUUAUUCUAUCCAAUGGGGGAGCUAGGUUGGCAUCCGAAGCUACCCAAACGUAAUGUUUCUUGGGAGGUUGUACAAAAUCCUCGUUUGUGUCAUGAUGAUGAGGAUGAUGCAGAGGGGAAUAGCAGGUUAUGCGUCUCCGUUAGAGACUACUACUGUUACAUGCUGCAAACACGGCCUGCGAUCUUCAAUCCAAUACUCUGUGGAGCACGCCUACUGCAGCAAUGGGCGGUUGACAUGUACAUCAAGAUUGAGAGCUGUCGGUUGAGGUGGUACAGGAAGAACCAGACGCAGAUCCGUGCCGAUUUGUAUAAAGGAGUUGUUGAUGCGAUCACAUCGGGGGAGACGCGAGCAAGCGCUGUUGGUGUAAGAAUAGUGCUCCCUGGAACUUACCCUGGUGGCGACCGCGACAUGAAGAAGAGACAUAUGGAUGCCAUGGCAAUUGUCCAUACAUACGGGAAGCCUGACAUCUUCUUGACCAUGACUUGCAACCCUAAAUGGGAAGAGAUAACAAAUGAGUUGCUUCCUGGACAGACGGCGCAAGACUGA